CCACAGCCAAGGCCACAGCCAAGGAGCAACAAAAACAAACAACAGUCUUCUUCCAGGACAGUUUCUAGUCGGAGCGCCUCACGCAAUAAGCAACAUCCGCCCGGUCCAAUUCUACAUCCCUCAUGACGAAACCUCGGCCGAAACCCACUACCGCACACUGCGUGAACACGGCCUCCACCAAGACCAUUCAUUCUGGAAAGACAACAACACGCGGUUCGAGCAAGGUAAACAGCAGUUCGAACAGCAGAUGGUUUUAGAAAAAGGCGCCUGUACGCUGGACGAUCUGUCGGUGUACUUUAAGCAGUACCAGGUGGAGUCGUAUGAGAGGCAUUUGAGGUAUAAUCGGGCGGUGUGGAGGAGAAACUUGGCGAUGGUUGUGCCUGGGGUGAGGGCCUGGUGGGCGGAGGUUAGGCGCAGGGAGUGGCGCAGGGGUGAGGCUGUUGCGAGGCAUUCGGCGCAGCCUGGGCUCGACGCUAGGGAGGAUGGCGUGGGGAUGAUGGGGGGAGUGGAUGCGCCGGUGGAGCGGUGCAAGAAGACGGGCGGUGUCGUGACUGGCCCUGGCCCUGCCUCUAGCUCUGCCGCUGAGUCCGCUGCCGAUUCUGCUGCCGCCGCCGCCGCCGCCGACAGGGGUGUUGUUGAUCGGAGGGCAGAGAAAAUAAAGUCGUACUAUUGAGGGGCCUGCUUUUUCUAGAUAUUCUCUUUUCUUCUAAAUUCGAAUGUGAC
This is a messenger RNA of Kickxella alabastrina, 723 nucleotides long. RefSeq lists its product as uncharacterized. The coding region runs from base 248 to 673 and encodes 141 amino acids. NCBI's taxonomy places the organism in Eukaryota, Fungi, Kickxellomycota, Kickxellomycetes, Kickxellales, Kickxellaceae. The record is from RefSeq and is a predicted model, not a curated record. The transcript has a single exon.